Molecule: messenger RNA, 2825 nt
Organism: Bactrocera tryoni
Lineage: Eukaryota; Metazoa; Arthropoda; Insecta; Diptera; Tephritidae
Gene: puml
Product: (Lyso)-N-acylphosphatidylethanolamine lipase
Exons: 2
Coding region: 659-1966 (435 amino acids)
Cellular component (GO): lipid droplet
Source: RefSeq, a predicted model, not a curated record
GCAGCUGCUUAGAAAAAUACUUACAUAUAUGUAUAUUAUUCGUGAUUGUAUCUUCUAUAUACAUAUAUAACAACGUACACUGCUGGUCAAAGUAGCGAACAAUUUAUUUACAAGUGAUUAAAUAGCAAAGCUGCUAAAUUAUACACUCAUAUGCAUUUUAUAAAUUAUACACAUACAUACCUGAAAUAAGUGCAACUCACCCGAAGGCAAUCAAUCGAGAAUCGGACACUACUAUCUUACUAUCUACAAUAGAACUAAUUUCUACUGUUCUAACGAGUUGAAAUCCAUGACUACUAGCAUUUUUCCGACAAACAUUGUUCGCGAAACAUAGUACGGAGUUGUGAAAUUAACCUAGUAAAGGCAUAUAGAAGUUUCUUGAAAUUCAUAAGCCAACAUAUAUAUGUAAAUAGUUUGCUAAUCAAUCUAUAUUGUCAGUACAAACUAGUAUACCCAUAUUCAUUUAUAUUGUUAAGUUCGGAAUAGACGCCUAAAUUUUUAGUGGUUGGUAACAGAUGCAAGAAACUUUAUAAAUAGCAAAACGAUCUCUGCCUUUGGUAUUGCAUUAACUAAAACAAAAUAUAAUAUAAAAAACGGGAAAGCAAAUAAUUGAUGUCAACGUCAUUCUUGUGUAAAGAUUUGCUUAAAGGAGAUUAGAAAAAUGACCUUGGCUACGGCGAGUUUGGAACAGCCGCAGUCAAAUUGCGACGGCAAUUACAUAUUAGAUCAAAACACUAUGGACGUAGAGGAACGUAAAUCCUCGAACUUCUGGCUGUUUAGAGUAUUAUUUAAUUGGACUUCUAGUUCUUCCAUAAUGUUACGGGCUGUGGAAAAAAAGAUUUUAUCCUUUCUUAAAACGCCGUAUCGUGGUUUCUUCGUAGAUAUUGGACCCGCCAUAGGUGAAGCUGACAAAAUAUGGACAAUCAGCUUAAACACGGAAUCUAAAGAGGUACCUUUGGUUUUGCUACAUGGACUAGGUGCAGGUGUUGCUAUGUGGGUAAUGAAUUUAGAUUCCAUUGCCAAAGAUCGCCCUGUAUACGCUAUGGAUGUAUUGGGUUUUGGUCGCAGUUCACGACCCGGUUUUUCUAAUGAUGCACUUAUUUGUGAAAAACAGUUUGUCAAGUCAGUAGAAGAGUGGAGACGUGAAAUGAAUAUUAAUAGAAUGGUAUUAUUAGGCCAUUCAAUGGGAGGUUUCAUCGCUUCUAGUUAUGCAUUGUCAUAUCCCGAGAGAGUUCAUCAUCUUAUAUUAGCAGAUCCAUGGGGAUUUGCAGAAAAGCCUUCAGAUGUAAAUAACAACCGUCAAAUUCCGUUAUGGGUGCGUGCUAUAGCAUAUGCUCUAACACCUCUGAAUCCUCUAUGGGCGUUACGUGCUGCUGGACCCCUUGGCCAAUGGGUUGUGGAAAAAACUCGGCCAGAUAUUACGCGCAAGUUUGCAGCCGCAGUGGAAGAAGACAAUAACCUAUUACCACAAUAUAUUCACCAAUGUAACGCACAAACACCUUCAGGUGAAUCGGCUUUCCACAGUAUGAUGUCUUCGUUUGGAUGGGCGAAAUAUCCGAUGAUACAUAGAGUUAAAAAUGUCCGGGCGGACAUUCCUAUAACAUUUAUUUAUGGCUCGCGUUCAUGGAUUGAUUCGUCUUCAGGAGAAAAAAUAAAAGCGCAACGGGUCGAUUCAAAAGUGGAUAUUAAAAUUGUAACCGGUGCGGGACAUCACGUAUAUGCGGACAAACCGGAAGUUUUUAAUCGUUACGUUAAUGAAACCUGUGAACUAUAUAAAUCGUAUCAAAAUGGAGCGGCUAUACGGGACGGAACAGAAUCAGAUGAUGAACUGAGCAAUAAAGCAUUGCAAGCUGAAGCACAAAAAUUACAACAGUCCGAGCUGCAAAAAGAAGAAAAUAUAGAAACAAAUAAAAUCUUGUCUGAAGAUCCACAAACAGAUAACGUUGCCUCAAACCUUAAAGAACAAUAAGGUGUAUUGAUGGAGAAUUAUCACACACUUACUACCUGCAAUCAGUUUUAAUUUUUUAGUCGAUAUGUUUUAGUCAAUAUAUAACACAUAGUAUUAGCCAAAAUAUUGAAAUUAAAAUAUUAAAUGUGCUCAUCCCAAAACUGUUAAUUCAGUUCUACUUUUGAUUAAACUCACCAAUAAUAGUAAAAGUAUUGAAAUGUACAAGAAAAUAAUAUAAAACAAUGUGUUUUUUUUAAUACAUAUGUUUCUUUAAAAAUAUUGGAAAGAUUCUAGUAGAUAAAUGCAUUUCUGGACAUAUGAAUUUAACAUAGUGGGAUUGUAUGGUUAUUAUAAGUAAAAUUAUUUAUAAAACGAGAAAAAACGUUUACCUCGGUUACAUCGAAGCUUCACAAAUACAAAAGAUUCGUGGUAAACUUAAUAUAAAAGUUCUGGGAAAACAAAAGAAUUUUUUCACACAUUAACAUUUAGGAGUUGAGCAAAAAAUGUGAUUUGUGUAAGUUAUAGCCCGAUUAUUUUCUUAUCAAUGCAUUGACAAAUUAUAUGAACAUAGUGCAUACAUGUCAACAAGCGAUAAUACCAAAGACACGAGAGCGAUGUCAGAAAUUUGUUGAAACAAUGUAUGCAAUUUUAUUGAUCUCGGUGCGAUUCGUGGCUAAUAAUUGGCAAUUUAAGUCUACAAUAUAAUAAUAAUAAUGAAAAAAAAAAACAAAUAUAGUUGUGUCAAAUAUGCUAAAUCUUUUGUAUUCUUUUAUUUUGUAUCAAAUAUUUUUCAAACUAAUUCGAAUGCAUAAUGUGUCACCAGUGUUAAAUGUUAUCAGUAAAGCCCUUUGAAUUCGCUAAGAAGCCAUAUGAAUGCCUU